This is a messenger RNA of Postia placenta MAD-698-R-SB12, 843 nucleotides long. RefSeq lists its product as hypothetical. The record is from RefSeq and is a predicted model, not a curated record. Bases 1 to 843 code for a protein of 280 amino acids. The transcript is spliced from 7 exons. NCBI's taxonomy places the organism in Eukaryota, Fungi, Basidiomycota, Agaricomycetes, Polyporales, Adustoporiaceae. Gene Ontology annotation, molecular function: oxidoreductase activity.
AUGAGCUCGUUCCACUCCUCGAACUUAUUCGAUGUCUCGGGCAAAGUUGUUCUCGUUACAGGGGGCAGCAGAGGCAUUGGAAAGAUGAUUGUCCAAGGUUUCGUUGCGAAUGGCGCCAAGGUGUACAUCUCGUCGCGCUCGGCGAAAGACUGCGAGGCCACAGCUGCUGAGCUCAACGCGUCAGGCCCAGGCACCUGCAUUGCCCUCCCCGCCGACAUGCAGAAACUCGAACAAGUGGAGGAGCUACUUCGCACUCUUACUGCUCGAGAACAUGCUCUACACGUACUCGUGAACAAUGCAGGCGCAGCGUGGGGUGAUCCCAUUGAUGACUAUCCGGACUCUGCUUUCACAAAGCUACUCACUCUCAACGCACAGCGUGUAUUUACGCUCACGCAGAAAUGCCUACCGCUUCUGCGUGCAGCUGCAGAGCAAGGUGGGAAGGACGGUGAUGUCUUCCGAGAUCCUGCUCGUAUCAUCAACAUCGGCUCUGUGGAAGGCUUGAUAGUGCCUAAUCAUGAGACAUAUGCUUAUUCUGCUUCCAAAGCAGCACUACAUCACCUUAGCAGACAUCUCGCCGGCCGCCUGGGAUGGGAAGGUAUUACUAGCAAUACAAUUGCGUGCGGUCCGUUCGAGAGCAAAAUGAUGGCUCAUACCCUCGACACGCAAGGUGAGAUCAUCAAGAAACUGAUACCCCUCCAGCGCAUCGGCACGCCUGUGGAUGUCGCAGGUACGGCCCUAUUCUUGGCUAGUCGUGCGGGUGCAUUUGUGAACGGUGCGACGAUCACUGUGGACGGCGGCCAAACGGUAGGCAUGCGAAUCAUGUCACCGCUAGCAAGGCUUUAA